Molecule: messenger RNA, 2391 nt
Organism: Erigeron canadensis
Lineage: Eukaryota; Viridiplantae; Streptophyta; Magnoliopsida; Asterales; Asteraceae
Product: cellulose synthase-like protein G3
Exons: 6
Coding region: 19-2202 (727 amino acids)
Biological process (GO): plant-type primary cell wall biogenesis; cellulose biosynthetic process
Cellular component (GO): plasma membrane; trans-Golgi network
Molecular function (GO): cellulose synthase (UDP-forming) activity; mannan synthase activity
Source: RefSeq, a predicted model, not a curated record
AUAUACACAAAACGCACCAUGGAAAAAGUUCCAUCUCUUCAUAUAAGCAAACCUUCACCCAAAACCAGCUGGUUCAAUCGAGUUUACACACUCGUUUACCUAAUCGACAUUUUUUCACUCGUUUAUCGCCAUUGUUGUAACCUUAUGAUCUACCGAUCUCCUGCUUUCACAUGCCACACCAUUCUCCUACUCGUAGCCGAUAUUGUGUUAGCUUUAUUGUGGAUAACAAAGCAAGCUUUCUUCAUAAAUCCGGUUCGCCGCCAGGUUUUCCCUGAGAAUCUUUCACAAGUGGUGGCUAAGGAAAGCGAUUACCCAGGACUAGAUGUAUUUGUUUGCACCGCCGAUCCUUUCAAGGAGCCACCGAUUGGGGUACUUAACACGGUUUUGUCGGUUUUGGCAUACGAGUACCCGACAGAUAAGCUAUCGGUUUAUGUGUCGGAUGAUGGAGGGUCACAGUUGACAUUGUUUGCCUUCAUAGAGGCUGCUAAAUUUGCAAAACAUUGGUUACCAUUUUGCAAGAAGUACAACAUAAUGGAUAGGUCUCCUGAAGUUUAUUUUGGAAAUGAUUAUUCAUCUAAUUUGUUUCCAGAAACAAAUGAAAUCCAGAGCAUGCAGGGUAUGUACAAAAGCAUGAAAGCCAAGAUUCAAGGUGUGGUGGACCAAGUUCCUUUUGACCAACUCAUCAAGGAUGCGCCUUCUUCCAUCAAAGCUCAUUUCAACAAAUGGUCUCCUGAAUUUACACGUCAUCAACAUCGUACCAUCAUCCAGGUUCUACUUAAAAAUAACCAAGACAAAGAUGUUACGGGUAAUUAUAUGCCCAAUCUUAUCUAUUUGGCACGUGAGAAGAAUAUAGGCACCCCACACCAUUUUAAGGCAGGGGCCCUCAACACUUUGAUUCGAGUAUCAAAUGUGCUGACCAAUGCACCUAUAUUCCUUGUCUUGGAUUGUGACAUGUACUCCAAUGAUCCGAAAACACCACUCCGCACAUUAUGUUAUUUCAUGGACCCUGGCAUGGAUCCAAAGCUUGCAUUUGUUCAGUUUCCUCAGCGCUUCCAUAACAUCAACAGAUACGACACAUAUGGUGCUGAACUUGACCCAGAGAUGCGGAUAUGCACCGAAGGAAUGGAUGGUUUGGGUGGCACGAUGUUCAUGGGCAGUGGCGGCUUCUUUAGAAGACAAGCCCUCCUCGAGAAACCUACAGACCAAUGUGGGAUACGGGAUGAAACAAAUGAACCUGGUGAUGUUUUAGCAUUAGCACACCGUGUUGCAAGUUGUAUGUACGAGGUCAAUACUAAAUGGGGUUCAGAGAUUGGAUUUAGGUAUGGUGUAUUGACAGAGGAUAUCUACACGGGGUUUCAUUUGCAAUGCUUAGGAUGGAAGUCUGUAAUAUGUAACCCAACGCGAGCCGCUUUUCUAGGCCAUAUGCCAAUAGCACUUAAAGACUUUCUAAGUCAAUCAAAUAGGUGGUAUUUAGGCUUGCUACAAGCAGGAUUGUCAAAAUAUAGCCCGUUAACAUAUGGAUUCAAGUUUUUGAACCCUUUCCAAGCCAUAUGCUAUGCAAACUUAUAUUUUCGUGCCUUUUGGUCGAUUCCAAUAAUUAUCUAUGCCUUCCUCCCUCAGUUAGCGCUCUUAAACUCUGUCCCGCUAUUCCCAAAGGUUUUAGACCCCUGGUGUUUAUUAUACAUAUUCCUUUUCCUUGGAGCAUAUGGGAAUGAAUAUGUAGAUUACGUGGCGGCUGGAUCAGACUUCAAGAAAUGGUGGAAUAGCCAAAGAAUGUGGUUGAUAAUGGGGAGCUCAAGUUGGGCAUGUGCGAUAUUCAGUUGGUUGCUCACAUAUCUUAACAUGUCGGCACUAGAUUUCAAUGUGACGAGCAAGGUGUCAGAUAUUGAGAAAAAGGAACGUUACGAGAAAGGGAUUUUUGAAUUUGGAGUGGAGUUGCCAUUGUUACUACCAAUAAAUGUAGCAGCGAUCAUCAAUUUAUUCGCCUUUCUGAUAGGGAUUAAGCAAGUUUUGAUGAAUAAUAGGAGGCUUGAAGAAAUGUUUGUGCAGUUGUUCAUAGCGGGAUUUGUUGUUGUGAAUAGUUGGCCAAUAUAUGAAGGCAUGGUGUUGAGGAGUGACAAAGGAAGGAUGCCUACAAAGAUUACCUUGCAAUCCUUUUCUAUUGCUUUGGUUAUUUAUUUGGUGUUCCGUUUGUCAUUUUAAAUACAUAUAGGUUGUAUAUGUAUGUCUUGUACCCACUCUAGAUCGAGUUGUAAUUUUCUAGAAACAUUGCACUUUUUGCUAAAUAGGGUAAAAGAAUGCACUAAAAGAAUUAAUGCCAUCUUUGAUAAGUUUGGGCUUGUUUAAGCCUAUACAUGGAUAUUUUAAGUUUGAAAACUUUUGUAUCAUUAA